AUGGCCUGCUGGGGUAUGGUUUUCAAUUCUUUUCAUGAGUUGGAAGGCAUUUACUUGGACCACAUGAAGCAGACAUAUUUUGGCAACAAAUAUUUAUGGGCUGUGGGCCCGAUAUCACAGUCCGGGCCAACAGAGAGAGGUGGGGCCAACUCUGAGGAAUCCGGUGAUAUUUUUUCUUGGCUAGAUACGUGUGAUGAUCACAGUGUUGUGUAUGUUUGUUUUGGUAGUCAAGCAGUACUGGAUAAUCGUCAGAUGGAAGCUCUAGCCGUUGGAUUGGGAAAAAGUGGGGUCAGGUUUCUAUGGUGUGUAAAGGAACCGACUGUUGGACACGCGUCAGGCAAAUAUGGGAUGGUACCAUCAUGGUUUGAAGAUCGAACGGCUGGCAGAGGAUUAGUCGUGAGAGGAUGGGCGCCACAGGUGCAGAUAUUGCAACACAAGGCAAUUGGAUCGUUCUUGACUCACUGUAGUUGGAACUCGGUGUCGGAAUCCAUUGGCGCUGGAGUACCCAUGCUUGCUUGGCCGAUGGGUGCCGAUCAAUUCAUGAAUGCGACAUUGCUAGUGGAUCAGGUGAAAGUUGCUGUUCAAGUUUGCGAAGGUGCGAAAAAAAUUCCAAAUGCAGAUGAGUUAGCUCAGCGUAUGGCUGAAUCAGUAGCUACAGGUGGUAGUACUUGCAGGAACGAAAUGAGGAUGAAGGCCAUGGAACUGAAGCAAGCCGCUACGGACGCAGUUAGUGAAGAAAAUGGAGGCGAGAGUUCGUCCAAAGACUUGGAUGAUUUGGUGCAGCGUCUUUUAUCUAACCAGUAA
Messenger RNA from Papaver somniferum (opium poppy), 804 nucleotides. Its product is annotated as UDP-glycosyltransferase 89B2-like. The coding region runs from base 1 to 804 and encodes 267 amino acids. Gene Ontology annotation, molecular function: UDP-glycosyltransferase activity. The record is from RefSeq and is a predicted model, not a curated record. The transcript is spliced from 2 exons. Lineage: Eukaryota; Viridiplantae; Streptophyta; Magnoliopsida; Ranunculales; Papaveraceae.